AACAGCUCAGGGUCCUGUGGACAGACUACUGAAUGGCAAUGGCUGCAGACUCUCGGUCCUCCUGGCUCCUGACCUUCACCCUGCUCUGCCUGCUCUGGCCUCAGGAGGCUGGUGCCUUUCCUGCCAUGCCCUUGUCCAGUCUGUUUGCCAAUGCUGUGCUCCGGGCCCAGCAUCUGCACCAGCUGGCUGCUGACACCUACAAAGAGUUUGAGCGUGCCUACAUCCCCGAGGGACAGCGCUAUUCCAUUCAGAAUGCCCAAGCUGCUUUCUGCUUCUCUGAGACCAUCCCAGCCCCUACAGGCAAGGAGGAGGCCCAACAGAGAUCCGACAUGGAAUUGCUUCGUUUCUCGCUGCUGCUCAUCCAGUCAUGGCUGGGGCCUGUGCAGUUCCUCAGCAGGAUCUUCACCAACAGCCUGAUGUUCGGAACCUCAGACCGCGUCUACGAGAAACUGAAGGACCUGGAAGAGGGCAUACAGGCGCUGAUGCAGGAGCUGGAAGAUGGCAGCCCCCGCAUUGGGCAGAUCCUCAAGCAAACCUAUGACAAGUUUGACACCAAUAUGCGCAGCGAUGACGCCCUGCUCAAAAACUACGGGUUACUCUCCUGCUUCAAGAAGGACCUGCACAAGGCUGAGACCUACCUGCGGGUCAUGAAGUGCCGCCGCUUUGUGGAAAGCAGCUGUGCCUUCUAGCGGCGCAGCAUCUCCGCAACGUCUACACGGCCUCUCUGCAGCGUCUCCGCUGUAUCCCCCAGUGCCUCCCUUGACCCUGACACCUGCCCAGCCCUAUGUG
Molecule: messenger RNA, 789 nt
Organism: Chionomys nivalis (European snow vole)
Lineage: Eukaryota; Metazoa; Chordata; Mammalia; Rodentia; Cricetidae
Gene: Gh1
Product: growth hormone 1
Exons: 5
Coding region: 33-689 (218 amino acids)
Biological process (GO): positive regulation of tyrosine phosphorylation of STAT protein; positive regulation of receptor signaling pathway via JAK-STAT; positive regulation of growth
Cellular component (GO): extracellular region
Molecular function (GO): growth hormone receptor binding; hormone activity
Source: RefSeq, a predicted model, not a curated record